AUGGCUGGGAUCACGGACGACAAGUCCAAGGUAGCAGCCAUCAACGGCACAAAUGGUGCCGAGGCGGCUCCUGAUAAGGCCACUGCGCAGGCCACCGAGCGGCCGCCCUCAUACAACCAGCCGGAAGUUCUACUUCAACUACCCCAGCUAAACCUCAAUGAGGUGGCCAUCAGUGCGACUACUCGCACGGUCACCCGUGACCAGGUUGUCGCGCAUCUCAAGUUUCUGGCUGUGCUCGCUGAUCUGCGGGACUUGAUUUCGAAUAAUGAUGGUCUCUUUGGCCUCUUCGACUCCGAGGCCGACAAAUACCCCGACUCACUGAAUGAGGCUCGCGCCCGUAUUCGAGAGAAGCGGUGGGCCGUGUACACGGCUCGCGCUGUCGACCGCUAUCAAAAAUGGUGGUCGACUUGCCUCCCCAUGUCACGACCGCAUGCCACCAUGCUGGAUUUGGAGAUGCAGAACUAUGAGGAUAUCGUUGAUUGCGAAACUCUGAUUUUGUGGAGCGUAGAUAAUAUGCCCCCUCUUGGUGAGUCCGAAUCGGAAUCUUACUGUUUAGGUGCCCACGCUGAUCAAGGAGCUCCAGAUAUUUUGAUGGUCUGGCAUUCUCAUAUGCUUAACCCGAGAGACUUUCUCGAAGAUUGCAUCCGGUCGGGCAGGAUGAGCACCUGGAGGACUGGAUUCCCGUUUGCUGCCGUGAAUGCCUGCAUCAACGAUCGCACCUUGGAGUACACCGUAUCCGAGGAAACUCAAAAGCUGUUUGAGCAGCAGCUUCAGUUGAAAUGGGACAAUCUACAUGAUGCACCCGGCAAGGAUCUUGAAUGCCCGCGCUGUGCAAAAGUCAACACUAUCCUCUGGACGGAAGGGGCCAUCGGGGAGUCGGUCAAGGAAGCCUUCAAAAACAGCACUGGUUUCUCGGACCGGUCCUUCGAGAUGACCUGCAAGCAUUGCAAGUAUCCCAUCGACCAUGGCCGCCUGAGAGUGGCCAAGUUCCGGAGUGAUCUCAUCAGACUGCUUCAGAACAAUCGACCCAUGCCAGGAUCCAUCUACAAUAUCAACGGCGUCCCUGAAGGACUGCCCAAGACGAGAAACCAGGUACUCCACCGAUAUAUGAUGUUCCCGAGCCGGCUGAUGGAGGCAGUGGGAAAGGACCUACUCGCAUUCACCGACCCUCGAGUGGACUGGUGCAAGAACAUCGACGACCUCCGCAAAGAGCUCGAGGUCAAGCUGCGCGACCGAAAGGUACUGACAGUCGCGCACGCCGGCUUCUUCCGGGGCGGCGUCCGACCCGGCGAGAAAGUCCACUUCCGGCGCAUGAUGUCGCACUACUGGGAGAACUUCAGCCCUUUCGCCCUCGACCUUGUCGGAGCAGUGAUUCGCCAGGGAACGUUCGUCCAGAAGAUGGAUAACAUCGACUGGCUGCACUCGCCCACGGUCAUGGAUACCGCCGACCGGCUGAUCAAGAAGUACCAGGUCUUCUUCGAGAUCAUGUUUUCCAACCCGCGGAACAUGGCUGUCCCCACGCUGGACGUCGAUCUGGCCUGGCACACACACCAGCUUCAGCCCAGACAAUACUACAAGUGCAGCACGCGGCACACAGUGCGAGCAAUGCGUAUCUUCAUUGACCACGACGACAAGAUCGACGAGAACAAGCUCUCCGAGGCCUUCGAGUGGACCAGCAAAAUGUACCGCCGCGCCACGGACGGUGGCAUCUACAGCGAGUGCACAUGCUGGUACUGCGAGGCCACGCGCGCACCGGACCUCUACGACCGCAUUUUCAGCGUCGGCUCCGCGUCCCGUGCCCGUGACAAUGCCGACACUCUCCACGACCGCGCAGAUAUUUCCUCCGACCCGGACAAGAACCCACACAUCUCCGCACACAACGCCGUGCGACCCGCCACUCGGGCCGCCGAAGAUCCCCGCAUCGGCCAGCUCCAGCGCAUUCGUCUGCACCAGAACUACGAGAAAGCUGUCCGGCGCGCCGAGAAGCGUGGUCGUAGCCGCUCCGAUGCGAGGAGGAGCGAGGAUGGCGGUUACGCGCCAUACUACUACGCCCCCUAUGUCUGGGGCUACCCGAUGGUGGUGCCCUUCUACGGGCCAUACAUGUGUGACCCAGGCAUCAGCUCUGACUCCUAUGCGUGCAACCCGAGUUGCAUGAACGUCAGUGCCGGUGGCGUUGAUGACUCCAAUCAACCUACGAUCUCCUCCUGA
This is a messenger RNA of Penicillium canariense, 2208 nucleotides long. RefSeq lists its product as uncharacterized. The coding region runs from base 1 to 2208 and encodes 735 amino acids. The transcript is spliced from 2 exons. NCBI's taxonomy places the organism in Eukaryota, Fungi, Ascomycota, Eurotiomycetes, Eurotiales, Aspergillaceae. The record is from RefSeq and is a predicted model, not a curated record.